Molecule: messenger RNA, 1254 nt
Organism: Lichtheimia ornata
Lineage: Eukaryota; Fungi; Mucoromycota; Mucoromycetes; Mucorales; Lichtheimiaceae
Exons: 5
Coding region: 1-1254 (417 amino acids)
Molecular function (GO): protein binding
Source: RefSeq, a predicted model, not a curated record
AUGGACAAUUACACGUGGAUAUUCCUUGUCGGCAUCGUCGUCUUUUUUCUUGUCAUUGUAAUCCUACUAUGCUUCACCAAAGCAGGUGGGGAUCGAUUGUUUCUUGGCAGCACCCACGACCCUGAAUGCAUUAGCGAAAUUGAAGAAACACCAGCGCUAUUGGCAAGUUUAUCAGAGGAUGCUAGAAUUAGUUAUGAACAAGCAAAAGUAUUCCAACAACGAUAUCCUCCUGACAGUAUACCCACCGACAUUACGCUCUCACAAUUCGUCUCCAUACAAGAAAAGGGCGUUUCAGCAUUCGAGUUUGAAUGGGAUAUGGAAUCCAAUAGCUUCGUAUCAGCACGUACUGAGAUCCAGUUCUUUAAUGGCGAGUCAUGUGUACAAACCAACCUGCCUUUGCCGAGAAAUCAGGAUGUCUAUUAUUGGGAGGCAAAGAUGUAUGAAAAGCCUCCAAAUACUACCAUCUCUGUCGGCGUGGCUACAAAACCAUAUCCUCAUUUCAGAUUACCUGGAUGGAAUAAACACUCCGUGGCCUACUUUAGCAAUACUGGACAUAAGCAUUUCAACAAUCCAUUCUAUGGCAAGCCCUAUGGAGCCACGUUUCAAGAAGGAGAUGUAGUGGGUGUUGGAUACAGACAUCGAUCAGGCACCGUUUUCUUCACGCGUAAUGGUCGACGACUUGAAGAUGCAUGCACCGGAUUACGCUGGAAUCUCUUUCCGACUAUCGGAGCGAAUGGCCCGUGCCAAGUCCAUGUCAACUUGGGUCAAAUGGGUUUUGUUUUUGUUGAAGCCAAUGUCAAAAAGUGGGGGUUGGCUCCUAUGCAUGGUACAUUGGCACCUCCACCUGCGUAUGGAUUAGAAGCUGGGUCCUUAUUAUUGGAACGUGGUACAACAGCAGCAACUUCAUCGACUCGGGCAACGUAUCGACAUCCAUCUUCGUAUGAUUCGGAUGAAGACGAUGAUGAUGAUGACGAUGAUGAACAACCUUUAAUCCAAAUUGAUAUUCCACGCAAUGGCAAUGGAACAAGAUAUCCACAAUAUCCACCACCCGAGUAUUCAACUUUUCCACGUUCUCCAGCCAUGAUUCCUCCUGCAUUAGCCGCCGCCGCUCGUUAUGAUAGUGGCACUGAUACCGAAGACAAUGUCUCUGCAAGCAGUACAAGCAGCAGUAGUAAUGAUAGUUUCCUUGGUAACAACAACAACAACAACAACAACAACAACAGUAAUCAUAGCCGUCGUCACCAUCAUUCAUGA